Messenger RNA from Drosophila albomicans, 6422 nucleotides. RefSeq names its product rap guanine nucleotide exchange factor 2 (gene PDZ-GEF). The coding region runs from base 306 to 5078 and encodes 1590 amino acids. Gene Ontology annotation, biological process: Ras protein signal transduction; positive regulation of GTPase activity. Gene Ontology annotation, molecular function: guanyl-nucleotide exchange factor activity; protein binding. The transcript has 8 exons. The record is from RefSeq and is a predicted model, not a curated record. Gene Ontology annotation, cellular component: apical plasma membrane; plasma membrane. NCBI's taxonomy places the organism in Eukaryota, Metazoa, Arthropoda, Insecta, Diptera, Drosophilidae.
AAAACUAUGCGCGUGUGUGCUUGUGUGUGUGUGAGUGAAAUUCCAACAAUGCGCAGGGAGCGAGCUGGCUGAAAUUUCUUUAUGCAAAGCGUACGCAACAAAAAAAGAGAAGAAAGAAGAAGCAAAGCUAAAGCCAGGGAAAAUUAGUUGCAUGUGUGUGUUGGUGUUUUGUGGCGGCGGCUGCUAAAUAAAAACUUUAAUACAAACACAAGAAAAAGGUCUAAAGUUCAGCACACAAGACAUAUCACCAAGAACACAACUGAUUGGCAUGCCGUAGAAGCUGCACCAAGAGAAGCAGCGCCUUAAUGGAUCCAUAUCAUCAUAUCAGACAUCAUUAUCCACCCAGUAGCACAGCCGGGCCAACGUUGCUCGGCGGCAACGGCAGCAGCAGCAACAACAACAACGGCAGCACCACAGCAAGCACAGCGGCAAUCAAUCGACCGGAAUUGCAUCAAAAAUGCAAUCGAGGAUCGCACUCAAGUGACACAAGUUCAGCGUACAGCGGCAGCGAUACAAUGGCCUCUGUAUAUGGUUCAUCGCUGGAGGCCGAGGAGAUUGAUCUCUCCGGCCUCGUUGAGUCCGUGGUGGACUCCGAUGAAGAGGAUCUUGCCGAGAGCAUGGAUAGUCUCAAUGUACGCGACGCUGUAAGAGAUUGUUUGGAGAAGGAUCCAUCGGAGCGCAGCGAGGAUGAUGUGGAAAUACUGCUGGAAUUCACGCAAGGCCUCAAGGCAUUCACCAACAUUACGUUGGCCGUGCGUCGUGCCCUCUGUUCUGUGAUGGUGUUUGCUGUCGUGGACAAAGCGGGCACCGUUGUCAUGUCCGAUGGCGAAGAGUUGGAUUCGUGGUCGGUGCUCAUUAAUGGUGCCGUGGAGAUUGAGCAUGCGAAUGGCACACGCGAAGAGCUGCAAAUGGGCGAUUCAUUUGGCAUAUUGCCCACCAUGGAUAAGCUGUAUCAUCGUGGUGUGAUGCGCACCAAGUGCGACGAUUGCCAAUUUGUGUGCAUUACUCAAACGGAUUACUAUCGCAUUCAGCAUCAGGGCGAAGAGAAUACACGACGGCACGAAGACGACAAUGGUCGUAUUGUUAUGGUCACCGAACUACGUUCGAUUGGCGGCAGCGGUGCGGAGAGUCACACAGCUGCCACAACUGGGGCAACAGCCCCAGCGAAUUUGAAUACAAAGCGUGGUCACGUUGUGAUUCGUGGCACGCCGGAUCGACUUUUGCAGCAGCUCGUGGAGGAGAAUUCUAUGACGGAUCCCACGUAUGUGGAGGACUUUCUGCUCACGCAUCGCAUCUUCAUACAGAAUCCCCAGGAGGUGACCAGCAAAUUGCUGCAUUGGUUCGAUCUGGAGCAGCUGGACACGCACAAGACGCAGGAGUUGCGAGAUCGCGUCACACGCGUCGUUUUGUUGUGGGUCAACAAUCAUUUCACCGACUUUGAGGCGGAUCACGAGAUGAUGGAGUUUCUGGAGAUCUUUGAGGCCGGUCUAGAGCGCAAGAAGCUACUCAGCCAGCUGCGUUUGUUGCACAUUGCGUGUGCCGCCAAAGCGCGCAUGCGCAGUUGCAUCUUGACACGUUCCUCGCGCGAUGAAGCCCUCAACUUUCAAAUCAUUGGUGGAUACGAGUUGCGUGGUGUUGCCGCAGCCACUGGAAAUGCCUCGGUGGGCAUUUAUAUAUCGCACGUGGAGGCAGGCUCAAAGGCUCAGGAUGUGGGCCUCAAACGUGGCGAUCAAAUCCAUGAAGUCAACGGCCAGUCGCUGGAUCAUGUGACCAGCAAGCGUGCACUGGAGCUGCUAACGGGCACCACGCAUCUGAGCAUACAGGUGAAGAGCAAUCUGCUGGGCUUUAAGGAGAUUAUGCAGGCGCUGGAGCAUGGCAGCGGCAGCAGUGCUGGAGGCGGUGGCAUCAGCUCAACUGGCAGCGGCAGCUUCAAAAGCUUGCGCAGUCCCCGACGCAUUUGCGCCAACGAUAUUGCCAAGCUGCACGGACGCAGUGAUAGCACCACCGAGGAGCUGAGCAAUCGGGCGCACAUGGUGCGUUUGAGUUCGGUGGACAUGCUGCUUGAUCAGCCCGAUUGUGCGCCGCCACAGACGCCGCCAGUUGGCGGUGGCAGCAGCGGAGGAGGCAACUUGGCGUCGAAUUUCAUGCAACAACUGCUGCAGAGCGUCAACUCGAAUUCGGCCAAGAAGUGCACCGCAGAGGAUGGGAAACCAGGAGGCUUUAUGACGCUGGCGCCGAAGCGGCGACUGCAAAAGGCUUUGGCCAAAAUGAAACUACUCAAUAAUCAGCAGCAGCAGCAACCGCAUGCGACGGGAAGCGGCCUCAACGACAGCUCCGACACGCUGCUCAAUGAGCCACAAUGCAAAGCCAAGCUCUCCGCUGCCAGCUCCGGCAGCAGCAGCUGCAACUCCACCUCGAAUGGCAACUGCAACAGUGCAGGUCGCUUAUAUCAGUCACAAUCGAAUCCCGAUCUGAGCAGUCUCAACUAUGACAACGGCAGUGAACCCAGCGCCACGUUGCAAGUGAACUAUUUGCAGGCGAAUCUGCAUCGUCCGUCGGCGGCCAGCACAUUGACAGCCAGCUCGAUGUUGCCUCCGGAUUAUCCUGAGCAUGUGCUCAAGGUUUACAAGUCGGAUCAGACCUGCAAGUACGUGCUCAUCUACAAGGAGACGACGGCACACGAGGUGGUGAUGUUGACGCUACAGGAGUUUGGCAUACACGAUCCCAGCUCCAACUUCUCGCUGUGCGAAGUCAGCGUGGGCGAAGGCGGCAUGGUGAAGCAGCGUCGUCUGCCCGAUCAGCUGCAGAAUCUGGCCGAACGCAUUAGCUUUGCAGCCCGCUACUAUCUCAAGCUGAACGACAGCACGGAGCCGCUGGUGCCGGAUGAAUUGGCGCUGGAAUUGGUGCGUGAAUCUGGUGUGCACUUUUUGCAAUUAAAUGCCUAUGAGUUGGCCAUUCAGUUGACGCUGCAGGACUUUGCCAACUUCCGGCAAAUCGAGUCCACCGAGUACAUUGAUGAGCUCUUCGAGCUGCAGUCCAAAUAUGGCGUGCCCAUGCUCAGUAAAUUCUCGGAGCUGGUGAAUCGCGAGAUGUUCUGGGUGGUCAGCGAGAUUUGUGCCGAGCACAAUAUUGUGCGACGCAUGAAGAUCGUCAAGCAAUUCAUCAAGAUAGCGCGACACUGCAAGGAAUGCCGUAAUUUCAACUCCAUGUUUGCCAUCAUCUCCGGUUUGGGACACGGCGCCGUCUCGCGGCUGCGUCUGACCUGGGAGAAGCUGCCGUCGAAGUAUCAACGCUUGUUCAAUGAUCUACAGGAUCUUAUGGAUCCGUCUCGCAACAUGUCCAAGUACAGGCAACUAGUAUCCGCUGAACUGAUUGCCCAGCAUCCCAUCAUCCCAUUCUAUCCGAUUGUCAAGAAGGAUCUGACCUUUAUCCAUCUCGGCAACGAUACCCGUGUCGAUGGUUUGAUUAACUUCGAGAAGCUGCGCAUGCUCUCCAAGGAGGUGCGACUGCUGACGCACAUGUGCAGUUCACCCUACGAUCUGUUGGCCAUACUCGAGCUCAAGGGUCAGACGCCCUCGAAUGCGCUCUUCUCCCUCAACCAGAUGUCCGCAUCGCAGAGCAACGCGGCUGCCGGCACUGUGAUUGCCGCCAACGCGGGGCAGGCGACGAUAAAGCGUCGCAAGAAGUCCACGGCGGCACCGAAUCCCAAGAAAAUGUUCGAGGAAGCGCAAAUGGUGCGUCGGGUGAAGGCAUAUUUGAACAGUCUUAAAAUACUCAGCGACGAGGAUCUGCUGCACAAACUAUCACUCGAAUGCGAGCCACCACAUGGCUCCACCUACUCGGGCAGCAUUUCGCAUGGCAACAGCUCGCAUCGCAGUGCCGGUAGUGGCAGCAUUGGCGGCGGAGGCAGUGGACAAGGCACUGGCAGCAUUCACAAUGCUGGCGGCGAUCAGCUGAGCAUUUACUCGCACACCAGCUCCAGCUCGGCACCAAACUCAUCGCUUUCGCUGCGUAAACGCCAUCCCAGCUCACCGACCCUUUCCACCACCAGCUCGACGAGCUCCACCAGCGAUCAUCAGCGUCGUCAGCAACUCCACAACAAUGGUCCCAAGUUUGGCACUGCUUCGCCGCAGGCAGUCAAGAAGAUGCUAUCGCUAUCCGAAUCCUCGAAGAUUCGACCGCAUCAACCGUUUGUGCCGCGUCACAGCUCAGCUUUGCCGGGCGUCAUUCCGCCGCUGCAUCAUCUGCAUGCCGCUCAUGGCUUCAGUACGCCGUCUGGUCCUGGAGGCGUCACAGCGGCGUCUGCCGCGGCUGGCGUCGUCAAUGCACAGUGCACUCCCAGUCCCAGUCCGUGUGCUCACCGUCGUCUGGCAUCAGGAGGCAACAUAAUGCCCACUCGGGCGAUACACGAGCGUUCACAUUCGGACACCCCCGCCCCGCCGCCACUGCCCUCGGUGGAUCUGUCGCUGGAGAGCAGCAGUGUGACAACCUUCCGUGAUUUACCGCUGCGCAAAUCCGUGACUUCCGGUUCGGUUUCAUCGUGCGACAGUGGGCAUGGCUCCUACGCCCAGCAGCAGCAGCACCAUCUCUUGACAUACCAACAACAGCAGCAGCAACAACAGCCACACAAUGAACCAUCGCCGCCGGUUUACACGGCUGCCGAUUGUCGCCUGUUGCAGCAGAUAUCAAACAAUGCGGUGACACGGAAUUUAAACAGUCCCUGUCAGAGCACAAGCACACCACCCAGCACACCCACACCACCACCUCAAACACCAGCAACAACAAUAACGAGCACCCAACAACAACAGCAACAACAACAACUGCAAGCAGCAUCACAGCUACCCGCACCGCCUGCGUCUUAUUUGCAUAUGCGCAGCCAUCAGCAACUGCAGCAAAUACAACAGCAAUUGGCAAUGCCACCGCCACCGCCGCCCGUCUACACCGCCAGCAGCCUGUAUAGUCAUCAUCAUAACAAUGCUGCCGCCAACAGGCAUCUCAAUCACAUGCAUGGUGGCCCGCCAAAUUUUAUGGAUAGCACCAAGUGUACCAUAUGCCCUAUGCCACCCAUGAAUCAAUAAAUCAAACUGUGCUGUUUUAACUACUAAAUGUUAAUUUAAUUAGUUCAUAUAUAGAUGCCAAAAUUUGUUAAUGGUUGUGGUUUCCAUGUCGCCAGCAAAACACACAUAUAUAUUUCAUGUAUAUAUAUAUGUAGAUAUACUCUACAAAAUAAUGAGAGAGGCACAUACCAUCGUCAUCGAGAAGAUGUUGCUGCCCCACCCACCCAUUCACACAUAUACAAGACACACGCAUACAUGUUCAUAUCCCAUCAUAAGUAUUCUAUCUAUCAGCUUCUCCCCAUUGUCACGUAUUCUUAGAUUAAGUGCAUAAAGUUUAGUUUACGUUUUGUUUUAAGUGGCCUACGAUUAAUUUUAAUUUAGCACAAUUCUUUGUAAACAUUUUCACUUUCUUCUUCAUACAACAAAAAACAAAAAAAAAACUUUAAACAAAGUUGUUGCCUUCUCAAAUGCAUAAAAAGAAACGUCUGCAGGCAGACCAAAACCAGCAGACUCAAUCAAAAAAAAAAAACAAAAAGAAUUUGCAAUCAAAAACUCUUUUGAAGACUUUUAGUCGGCAUUUAAAAACUAAAACAAAAAGACAAUUUCAAUAUUUUGCCCAGCACAACAACAAAAAAUAAAAGAAAAAAGCAAAAAAAAAAAAAAAAAAAUAAACAAGAUCGAGCUGAGAGCGACUCACUCACUCGCUUGUAUUCCAUUUAUGUAUACUUUAGCUCUAUGUACAAGUUAGUUUUAUAUAUAAAUCUAAAUAUAUAUAUAUAUAUAUGUAUUAUGUAUCUUUCUAUAUAUGUAUACAUAUGCAAAGUAAUGAAAAACCUUCGCUCCAAUUCCAAAUAUUUAGUUCAUAAGCUGAGAGAUUUUCCGAAUAUUUUCCAUGAGUUGAAUUUAUAUAAUUUAUAUUCAACACCACGAACACAAUGAAAAGACAAAUGCAAUUUAUGUAAAACAAGAAAGACAAGAACAACUCGAAUGAAAGUACAAGAAAAUCGAAACCAACCAGAAAAAAAAAAACAAAACAAAAGACAACCUAAAAACCUGAGACUCGAAAUAAUAAGAAUAAUAAUUUUUUGUAAACAUAUUUUCCUCACACUUGAAGGACUCCAAUAUUUUUGUGUGUGUGUAAAUUAUGCAAUUGCCUGUUAUAUACAUAUAAAUAUACAUUAUAUAUAUAUACAUACGACUAUAUACAAGAAAUCUCUAUAUAUACAUACAUAUAUACAUUGCCUAUAUACAAACCUGAACAAAGUGCAGCCCAAUUAGCCUAAUUUGUUGGAUGCAACAUGAAAAUAUUUAAAGAACAAGAAAAAAAAAAACAAAAAAAAAGAAUCAAAUUGCUAAAUGUUUAAU